GUGCAAUAGAAUUAUCAAUAUUAAGUAAACAUUAUGGUAUAGAAAUAGCUGUAGUAGACACAGAGAGCGAAAGAAUCGAUCGUUUUGGUGAAAAUGAAAAAUACUCCAACCGAGUKUUCCUCAUAUAUGAUGGAAUCCACUACGACCCCCUUGGGAUACAGGAAGACUCGUCUGACCUCCCCCUGCAAACAGUGUUCCCAAUUACAGAUGAAAAAAGAUUGGUGGAGGCUUUGAGUCUGGCUGCAGAUGCAAAAAAGAAGCGACAUUUCACCAACGUUUCUAAAUUCACGUUACGCUGCUUGGCGUGCAACACACGAUUGUCAGGUCAGGCACAAGCACAGCAACAUGCYAUAGCCACUGGACAUACGAACUUUGGCGAGGUUUAGAAAUGUUCCACAUAUUUAAGGCUUUCUGCCAGUAAUGAAAGACGUACGGCUUCCGAAAUUUCAAGAAUUUUCACGCCGUGUUUAAAACGCUGUGGCCAUUUUGGACUUUUCUGUGCGUUUUUUGACUUUUAAAUAGCUUCCAUCUUAGGCCACACGACAAGAAAUACUCACAUGAGGCCUGCAUUAAACCCAUUUGAGUGACA
This is a messenger RNA of Actinia tenebrosa (Australian red waratah sea anemone), 589 nucleotides long. Its product is annotated as ubiquitin thioesterase OTU1. Gene Ontology annotation, cellular component: nucleus; cytosol. NCBI's taxonomy places the organism in Eukaryota, Metazoa, Cnidaria, Anthozoa, Actiniaria, Actiniidae. Gene Ontology annotation, molecular function: cysteine-type deubiquitinase activity. The record is from RefSeq and is a predicted model, not a curated record. Gene Ontology annotation, biological process: protein deubiquitination; ERAD pathway; endoplasmic reticulum unfolded protein response.